Messenger RNA from Neltuma alba, 888 nucleotides. RefSeq names its product hydroquinone glucosyltransferase-like. Bases 1 to 888 code for a protein of 295 amino acids. The record is from RefSeq and is a predicted model, not a curated record. NCBI's taxonomy places the organism in Eukaryota, Viridiplantae, Streptophyta, Magnoliopsida, Fabales, Fabaceae. The transcript has 4 exons.
AUGGCGUCGCAGGAGACUAACCCAGUGAAUCUCAUUCAGAUCAGCAUGUAUCGUUCUCUGCCUAAUGUUUGCGAAGAGCUAAACAAGUUGUUUGUGAAUGAAACGGUGCCGGUUGGUGCUGUCGUUGUUGAUGCUUUGUUAGAUCAGGUUGUGGAAUUUGUGAAGGAUCGAAACGUCUUGUCAUUUGUAUAUUUCCCUUCCACGGCCAUGAUGCUUUCACUCUGCUUGUAUUCUUCAGAGCUGGAUAAGGCAGUUUCUCGUGAGUUCAGGGAUCUAGCAGAACCCAUAAAGAUUCUAGCGAUCUCCCAGACUCGCUUCAAGAUCGAACCAACCAAGAGUACCAGAUUUUUCUUCAAGCUGGUCAAUGAUUCCACCGAUAGGGUCUUAGUCAACACCUUCUUAGAAUUAGAGCCUGGGCCUAUAUGGGCCUUGAGAGAAAGGCCAGGCCCAACUCCAUCCAACUCCGUGGUUUAUGUAUGCUUUGGAAGCAGUGGGACCCUCUCCCAUGAGCAAUUGGAUGAGCUGGCAAUGGGACUUGAGUUGAGUGGUCAGAAUUUCUUAUGGGUUUAUAAGCCUUCGAAGAGCGUAGUUAACGGGGUGCCACUCAUAGCGUGGCCACUUUUUGCUGAGCAGAAACUAAAUGCCGCUCUAGUAAGUGAUGGUCUCCAGGUGGCCUUGAGGCCAAAAUAUAACGAUCGAGGCAUUGUGGGAAGGCAAGAAAUUGCUAAGCUUGUGAAGAGUUUAAUUGAAGGUGAACAAAGUGAAGCAUUUCGCCAAAGAAUGAAUAAUCUUAAACUCGUUGCUUCUCAAGCGGUUCAAGAAUAUGCAUCUUCCACUAAGACUUUUUCUGAGUUUGCUCUCAAAUGCAAGAGCUUUAUGAAUAAAUAG